GCGUGCUGGGUUUAUAAAAGACGAGGUGGCUCAUCGUGUAAUGGGUUAAAAGUCUGUCACAGAGCUAUUUGUGGCCUGCCGCUUUGCACGCCGGAGACAGACAGAACAGCAUGGAGACGCUGCUUUUUCUAUUUCCUCAAUUCAACUACAUGGCCCCAAAGGAGGAAGCAUAUUUCAAAAUGCUCUGUACAGAAGACUUAAAGGCUUCAAAGAUGAAGGACGACACUAGCAGACAGAAAGAGAAGGAGAGGAAGAGCCGACUAAGCCUUUUUCUCACCAAGUCGGGCUCUCACGAAAACGUCAGUCCCAAUAAAAAGACCAACACGACACCCAGCAACAUCUCACCAGAGGCAGCUCUGCAAUGGAGCGACUCCUUUGAAGAACUGCUGAAGCACUCCGAUGGGGUCGAAAUUUUUUCUCAGUUCCUCAGGACAGAGUUCAGCGAGGAAAACAUCGAGUUCUGGUUGGCCUGUGAAGAAUACAAGAGCAUAGAUUCUGAGACGAAGCUGCUGUCCAAAGCCAAAUAUAUCUAUACAGUUUUUAUUGAUUCGGACGCCCCUAAAGAGGUCAACAUUGACUACAACACCAAGACGGCCAUCCAGAAGGAUAUAGCACAGCCAACAAAGAGCUGUUUUGAAGCAGCCCAGAUGAAAGUGUACAGCCUGAUGAAAAAGGACUCCUACCCGAGGUUUCUCCACUCUGACAUUUAUCUGCGUCUGACCAGGAAGAAAGGGCCAGGGGCCACCAUGUUUCGCAGAAGGUCACGCUCUUGUGUGUUCAAUGAGCGAGGCGAGGCCACAACUGAACCUUCAGCCUGGUAGUCUUAGCAUUGCAGAUGCAGCAGCUUUAGAAAUAAGAGAUAAUCCAGAAUUUACAGCACAAUGGAAUGGGUGAAAUGAAAUAUGUCCUGCAGAGGCAUAUAUCCACUGGUUUGUGUCUGCAAAGUGUGUUUUUUUUUUAUAACCACAUGGGUCUGGAUGGAUUAUCUUGAAUACAUAAUACCAACUUGAUUACUGUUAUUUGCUUUCGUCAAAAAAAUUUGAAGGAAUUUAAGUGUGUAUGAUAUUUAUGUUGCUACAGACAGCAGCUGGUUUGCUUACCUUAGCAUCAGAAAUGAAGUAGAGGAAAAAAAAUGUUUGACUUAUUUCACUGGCAGUAAUAAAAAUUUAAAAAAAGAAUCACUGCUAUGGGUUAUACUAGCUAUGCACAAGUUCAAACAUUUCCUAGUUUAAACAAAAGUCCUAACUUGGGAUGGAGUUCACUCUCUGCAACCAUUUAAGGUGUUGCAUCAGCUAAGAUAGUUUUAAUAAAGGCUUAAUUUAUAAUUUAAAUAGUACACCUACCUCCUAGUAGGUUUUCAUAAUCAUUGAUUGUCUAAAUGUUCAGUUUACCUACAUAAAGGGAGCAUCAAUGCAACUACAAUGCUAAACAGUGACAGAGACUUCAAUCUAGAGUUUCCGGUACACUUUUUUGUCUCUGGCCAAAAUGACGAGCAGUCCUCAAGAAUUCUGGCCAUUUAGAACAACCAGAACUUUGCUUUGUAUAGUCAUGGGACCAAUAACCUGGAUUUAACAGCAAUAAAACAUACAAAAACAGAAACACUGUAAUGCAGCUUCUGUGCUAAAGCAGGACUGGAGGCACAUUUUUCUUUCCGAACCAGACCCAAGAUUGGUACUGUAGAAACUGAGCCAAUAGUAAACCUGAGUAACUGUUACCCUGUUAUUACAGCCUAUUUAUUUAUACAUAUUACACUUGACUGGACCUUGGAAAUACCUGUGAAAAGACAUUCUUUUACUUUUCCUUACACACGUGCAGUCAGUUACACAAUAAACCUAAGUUUAACACAAACAACGGCACUUAGCUUCACAUUAGCUCAGUUAGUUGCUUGUUGCUGAAAACACCAAUUCAUCCCAACAAAUAACUAACCAGUGCUCCGUUAACUUACUCCGUUAAGACUACGCAUUUCAAAUGAAAAUUGUUAGGAUGAAUUGUCCCAUAUUAGUCCACAUAAACUGAUGAUCUCAACUGUAACCUCCGUUUAAACAGUAUAUCCAACCAUUGUGGUUUAUUUGAAGUAGUCCCAAAAAAAGACAAAAGCAUCCACUGUGGGUAGUUCAGUACAGUCCUCUUCUCAUCUUCCCACACUGCUGCUGCUGAUUAGUCAGGACACCCUGAGCAUGAACCCUCGGCCUCAGGGAAUUAAGAUGGUGCUCUAAACCAGUGAUAAUUUUGUUGACUAAAAGUAUGACUAAAAAUUUUCACCAGCAGCCUUUUUUUUCUAUGAGAACGACUAGCCAAAAAAAGAUAUUUGAUAUUUGAAAGUAAGUUAAGUUUUCGUCAGGAUGAC
Messenger RNA from Cheilinus undulatus (humphead wrasse), 2347 nucleotides. RefSeq names its product regulator of G protein signaling 18 (gene rgs18). NCBI's taxonomy places the organism in Eukaryota, Metazoa, Chordata, Actinopteri, Labriformes, Labridae. Bases 111 to 821 code for a protein of 236 amino acids. The record is from RefSeq and is a predicted model, not a curated record. The transcript is spliced from 5 exons.